Messenger RNA from Biomphalaria glabrata, 1073 nucleotides. RefSeq names its product C-type mannose receptor 2-like. Bases 145 to 852 code for a protein of 235 amino acids. The transcript is spliced from 4 exons. The record is from RefSeq and is a predicted model, not a curated record. NCBI's taxonomy places the organism in Eukaryota, Metazoa, Mollusca, Gastropoda, Planorbidae.
UCUAAUUUUGUUAAGAAGCAAAGUUUAGAUAAUGAAACAAUAAAUAAGAGAUCAUAACAGCAAAAGACUAAGCCAAAUGUUUAUGAAGUCAGUUUGUUGUUGAGUCUUACAUGGGAGAUGAGGUUCAUAUAGAGAGUCAGAAGGAUGUAUAAACACAACAUUUUUCUACUUUUAUGUGGCUUAGCUUCCUGUACUGUUGCUUUAGCUAUAGGGAGAGUGUUUGUCAAGACUAAGGUCAGUUUAUGUGGUCCAACGAGACUGGACAUCGGAUGGACGGAUAGGUCACUAGCGUCUUGUGGAGUGAACUGUAUAAAAAGGUAUCAAGGUUAUUGCUACAGUUUUAUGUUCCAUAAUGUCACCAACUUGUGUACUCCUGGUGGUCAGUUGAUGCCUUUGAAGUCAGGGCCGGAUGAAAGGGAAGGUGACCUUUUCGUACUUCUAAGUGAUGACGCAUAUUAUGGGUUUGGUCUUGAAAGCUACAUGUCUGCGACUGUAAACCUGGCAUUCUACCAAAUAGACGUCAACUAUACUCAAGCCAUUGGAGCGUGUCAGUGUCUGAACUCUAGUCUCUAUGCCGCUAAGUCACUUGAUAAGUUCAAUCUCUACGCUCAACUGGUCCAUGGAGUGGCGCACGACACGUGGAUCGGAAUGAACGACCUUGAAACAGAAGGUCGAUUUGUUUGGUCGGACGAUGGUCAACCAUUUGAUACGCAGUGGAUGACCACUUUUUUCCAAUUUGACCAGCCGGACAAUUAUUUAAACGAAGAUUGCGUUGAAAUGCAUUGGGACAAUCAAAAACUGAAUGAUGACAGUUGCAACAAGACUUUUUAUUUUAUCUGUGAAAAACAAUAACAGACCUGGUGGAAAUAUUAUUGGAUGAAAUAGUUCCACCAGAGUAAACCGAUAACAUUUGUUAGGGCAUUUCCAUUGAGCUAUAUCCCGAGUAAGAAUACAGAAAUACGUUGAAAUACUUAGAAGAAAUACAUUAAAAUUAAUUAAAAAUACAUCAUACAAAUACAUGAAAUAUAUCAUUUGUAUGAAAUGCAUCAUAAAAAUAUAUUACAUAAAUUACC